UCCACUUAAUUGGACGAUUGCCGCUCGCUAUCGAAUGAACAUUUAAGUCCGUUAAGAAAAUCUGACUCGGGCAAUGCAUUGGCAGUACCGUACUGAUUUUAUUUACACCCACUUUUUACUGGAAAAGGAUUUCACAUUUUAAAAAGUUGCAUAGUCCAAGCGGUUUUUUAUUAUUAUUAUUAUUGUUUUUAUCAGAAGCCAAAGUCUAACGUAUAUUGUCUAACCUAUUGAACGGUCCGCUGUGUAACGCUGAAAAGUUCUUGCCGCGUUCAGAGUAUUGUAGCUGCAGGUUCACGUUACACUUAAUUGUACGAUUGCCUCGUAUGCUACUGAAUGAGCAUACAUUCUGCAAACAGGUCCUCAAAAUCAAGAUUUUAUUCCUCUACAGAUCAUCUACGUCACCUAAAAGCAACAAAAGUAGACAUGCGGUGGUGUUUCAGCUUUGCUCAAACCCUCGCCUUCAUGCACAUGGCCGUGGGCCAGGAGAAAUCUGACGGUGACCGUGCUGUGGGUGGCAUGCUGGUGUACCCAACUGAUGGCAGCCACUGGAUGAGCCUACGUGCUCUGUCCCUCGCCUUGUCUCGGCGUGGUCACCGAGUGGUCGUGGCAUUGCCCGCGACGGGUAAUCUGAUGGUGGGAGAGACGCCUGGGUUAGACUCGGAGACCUUCCCCGUGCCUUUUUUUGAUGGGGAGAAGAAGAAGCAAAGUUCAGGAAGUUUUUUGCGUGAUGUGGUGUUUGCGGAAAAGGGUGGCUCUACAGGAUUCCACUUUACGCACUUGGAGAGCAUGAAUAAGAGGUUUGCCGUAAUGUGUGACAGCUUACUCGGCAAUGUUGCUGUGAUGCAGCGACUUCGGGCCCAUAACUUCGAGGUUCUUCUCGCUGACCCCAUGGAUCCAUGUGGAGCAAUUUUAGCUGAUGCACUGGGGCUCCCUUCAGUAUUUCUAAUGCGUGGUAUUCCUUGUGAUAUCGACUUAAAAGCUGCCCACUGCCCAGCACCAUCGUCGUACGUUCCCCGAAGUACUUCAAGGUUUACAGACCACAUGAGUUUCACCGAGCGGGUCACAAACAUGUUGACGGGCCUGGAGCAGGAUCACCUGUGUAUUGACUUCCUUCUGAAACGCUUUGAUGAGCUGGCCAGGCGCCACCUGGGCCGGGACGUUACGGCCAUGGAGCUGCUUAGCAAUGCGUCCAUCUGGCUGCACCGGACAGACUUUGUCUUUGACUAUCCCCGCCCGACUAUGCCCAACAUGGUGAACGUCGGAGGUAUGACAUUCGAUGAUGCGAGACCUCUUCCACAGGAUUUGGAGGAGUUUAUGCAGAGUUCUGAGGAGCAUGGUGUGGUCGUGGUGUCAUUUGGAUCCAUGGUGUCGGCCAUUCCUUCUAGAAUAGCAAACGUUCUUGCAGAGGGCCUGGGCAGAAUCCCACAAAAGGUUAUAUGGCGCUAUGAAGGACCAACUCUCGAAAAUCUCUCGAACAACACAAAAGUGAUGUCAUGGUUACCACAGAGGGACCUCUUAGCCCACGCUAAGACUCGUGUAUUCGUGACGCACGGGGGAUUGCAAGGCAUCUUCGAGGCCAUCUGCUAUGGCGUCCCCAUGCUCGGCCUGCCACUCUUCGGGGACCAGUUCGAAAACGUGGCCCGCAUGCAAAACAAGGGUGCAGCACUGGUGCUCAACAUUCACUCCCUCGACGCUGGCUCUCUCGCCUCGUCCAUCUCCACAAUCGCCACUCACAAGAGCAGCUACAAGGAGAAGUCAUCACUUCUCUCGCGUCUGCACCACGACCAGCCGCAGAAGCCCAUGGACAGGGCAGUGUUCUGGGUGGAGUUUGUGAUGCGGCACGGUGCGGAGCACCUGCGAGUGGCGGCUCACCACCUCACCUGGUACCAGGAGGCCGGCUUUGAUGUGGCGGCGUUUCUGCUGGCAGCCAUAGUCCUGGUGACAAGCGUGUUGACUGCGCUCAUCACGAUCUGCUGUCGCUGGCUCUGUAGGGCCAAACACCGUAACGCCACUGUAGGCAAAGAAAUGGCAGCCUCUAAAAAACUCAAGUAAUUGUUAUGUUUAAACCGAUUUUUCAAACAGCCACGCAUGCUUAAUUCGGACAGUGGGGCAGCCUUUUGGCAAAUUCCCUUCAAAUCAUUGAAUAGAGAAUGCUCUUCUGGAAAAAUGAUUCGAGAUUAUUUGCUGAUUAAAAUUUAAGGUUGUGAUUUGAUUUCUAAUUUUUAAGAAAGUUAUACAAAAGUUAAGACGGUUUGUAUAAAGUCAAUUGAGUGGUGGCAAAGCAUAAUACCAGUGGCCCUGUUAAUGAGGUGAUAACAUGGCCCCGAUAAGACAUGGUCACACCAGAACAAUAACGGUGGACCCUUUAAUGAAGGAUAAGCAGACAAUAGUCUCCUUCAUAUAUCUGUCUCUCCACAAAAAAAUUGAGGAAAAAGUAUUGUCUUGAAUGAGACAUUGUCUGCUUAUAUAUUUUGUUACUUUAAUUCUACACACCAACGUGAAUGAUUGUUUUGUGUCUUCAAUAAAGGGGCUAUCACAGUCAA
Messenger RNA from Lethenteron reissneri (Far Eastern brook lamprey), 2543 nucleotides. RefSeq names its product UDP-glucuronosyltransferase 1A5-like. NCBI's taxonomy places the organism in Eukaryota, Metazoa, Chordata, Hyperoartia, Petromyzontiformes, Petromyzontidae. Gene Ontology annotation, molecular function: UDP-glycosyltransferase activity. The record is from RefSeq and is a predicted model, not a curated record.